This is a messenger RNA of Cantharellus anzutake, 1032 nucleotides long. Its product is annotated as NAD(P)-binding protein. The transcript has 8 exons. Gene Ontology annotation, molecular function: oxidoreductase activity. Lineage: Eukaryota; Fungi; Basidiomycota; Agaricomycetes; Cantharellales; Hydnaceae. Bases 1 to 1032 code for a protein of 343 amino acids. Gene Ontology annotation, cellular component: mitochondrion. The record is from RefSeq and is a predicted model, not a curated record.
AUGAGCGCCCAGAUACCCGAGACACAGCAAGCAUGGAUGGUGAUGAGGAAGGGUGAGCCUAAGGAUGCAUUGGAGAUAAAGACUAUUGCUGUUCCAAAGCCCGGUCCUGGACAAGUUCUCCUCAAAGUGGAAGCGGCGGCUUUGAACCCGAUUGGAUACAAAAUAAUGCGAAACAUUCCAAACCUCUUCGUCUCCCGUCCUCAUAUCGCUGAGAAGGAUCUCGCCGGAACAGUUGUCUCCACGAACAACUCUACGCGGUUCAAACCAGGAGAUAAGGUCAUUGGAUUCCUAGCCCGAGUUGGGAAGGAUACGGGUGCGUUGGCACAGUACAUUGUCGCCGAGGAGGGAAAUUUGGCGAUUAGGCCCGAUACUUUGAGUGUGGAGGAAGGAGCGGGACUGCCGCUGGUUGCAUGUACAUCUUGGAUCUGUAUUUUUGAGAUCGGAAAGGUCGAGGAAGGUCAACACGUUUUUGUUAAUGGAGGCAACUCGUCUGUUGGUAUAACGGCGAUACAGAUGUUGAAGGCUCACGGAUGCAAAGUCUCAACGAGCUGUUCCACCAAGAACAUCGACCUUGUUAAAAAAUUUGGGGCAGAUGUCGUCUACGAUUAUACCACGUCUCCCCUCCCCUCCCAACUAUCUACUAUUAACCCCCCAACACCCAAAUUCCACUUUAUUAUAGACGCGGUGGGCAGCUGGCCGCUAUACUACGAUUCUGAAUCGUACCUCGCUCCAGGUGGGUUGUUUAUUUCUCCGGGAUCGGGUUUAUGGGGUUGGAGCGAUUUCGGGAGGGAAUCAUGGGGCUUUUGGAAUGCUUUCUUCAGGCCGACUUGGAUGGGGGGCGUCAGAAGGAACAGACCACCCUAUGCCAUCCCUAAUGGCGAGCGAAUGGAUGGAAUUGCGGACUUGGCAACGCAAGGCAAGCUUACCGUCCCGAUCGAUUCUGUGUUCGAAUGGGAAGACGUGUUGAAAGCGUAUGAUCGCCUCGUGUCGAAAAGAGCGGCGGGGAAGAUUGUCGUGAAGAUCCCCGCCUAA